CUGUAUUCAUUUCCCUCAUUAAUUCUAGAGCAACACUGCAGACUAGGAAGUUUGAUGAAGACAUGAAGAUGGGAUCCCGCACAUUGGUUCUGAUCUUGCUUUUAGGUGCUCUCUGUGUUGCACAGGCACUGAAGUGCAACUACUGCCAGAAGAUUGACAGAGACAAUCCCACCUGUGAUAAGAUAGAGGAGAAAGAGUGCAGCAGUGGUUUUGAUAAGUGUAUUACCAUCAAAAUGCAUCCUCCAGCUUAUGGUGAGGUGCGCAGAUGUGCAAACACUAAUGAGUGUGAUGCUCAGGUGCCUCCUCAGGUUGAGAAGGAGUGCUGCAACACAGACCUCUGCAACUGAUCUGCUCCAUCCACCAAAUGUAUUUUACAGUAUGAUCUGUGAUAAUCUUAUGCUACUUAAAAUGCGCAAACCAUGCAGCAUACUAUCAUUGUUAUUAUUUGACUUUAAUUUAAUAUAUAGGUAAAUGUAAGUAGAGAGUAAUAUAAAGAAAUAAAAUCUGGCCAGCAAAACAAAAAACAAUGAUUCUUUUUUUUUUCUAAAACAUUUGUGUGUGUGUGUGUGUGUACUAUAAGAGCUUUGAAAU
Messenger RNA from Carassius carassius (crucian carp), 591 nucleotides. RefSeq names its product CD59 glycoprotein-like. The coding region runs from base 63 to 347 and encodes 94 amino acids. NCBI's taxonomy places the organism in Eukaryota, Metazoa, Chordata, Actinopteri, Cypriniformes, Cyprinidae. The transcript has 4 exons. The record is from RefSeq and is a predicted model, not a curated record.